Molecule: messenger RNA, 2571 nt
Organism: Anarrhichthys ocellatus (wolf-eel)
Lineage: Eukaryota; Metazoa; Chordata; Actinopteri; Perciformes; Anarhichadidae
Product: solute carrier family 22 member 13-like
Exons: 8
Coding region: 101-1123 (340 amino acids)
Biological process (GO): transmembrane transport
Cellular component (GO): membrane
Molecular function (GO): transmembrane transporter activity
Source: RefSeq, a predicted model, not a curated record
UCCACUUAAUUACUGACUACAGAUGGUUAAACAUUUAUUUUGAACCUGAGCUUAUAUACGAAAUUCAACCAGAGUUUCACACAUCAUCUGCAGUGUGAAAAUGGUGGAUUUUGGAGAGAUUCUGAGGACCAUCGGAGAGUUUGGCUUCUUCCAGAAGCUCAUCGUUCUUGCGUUAGCCUUCCCAAAUUUCUUAUUGCCCAUCUGUUUUUGCAGUUUUCUUUUUAUCCAGUCGGAUCCAGAGCGACACUGUAACACAGACUGGAUCCUUCAGGCUGACUCCAACCUGACCACAGAUGAGCAGCUGAACCUGACUCUGCCCCGGGAGGAGGAUGGGACCUUCAGCAGGUGUCAGAUGUUUGUCCCUGUGGACUGGGACAUCGGGGCCAUCAGGGAGUACGGACUUAAUGAGACCACAGGGUGCAUGAAAGGAUGGGUGUACCAUGACACGCUCUAUGAGGCCACCAUAGUCACUGAUCUUGACCUCGUCUGUGACAAGUCUAACAUGGCUGAAGUUGCACAGACAAUCUUCAUGGCCGGUUUACCUGCUGGUUCAUUCAUCUUUGGCCCCACAGCUGAAUCGUACGGCCGCAGGAGAACCACCCAGUUGCCAGUUGUUCUCUUGCUAAUAUUCGUCAUAGUUGCUGGCGUGUCUCCGAACAUCUACGUUUACAUAGUGUCACAGUUCAUAGUUGGAGCUGCACUCGGAGGAUAUAGAAUGAACUCCACUGUAUUAGCUACGGAGUGGAUUGGAGUCACCAAAAGAUCCUUUGCCUCCUGCAUGAGCCAGAUGUUUUCAGCUGUUGGACAGUGUGGCAUGGCUGGUCUGGUCUAUGCUAUCCGUGACUGGAGAAUGGUGCAGUACGUCAUAGCAGGAGGGCAGGCCUUUAUAUUCGUGUACAUAUGGUGGAUUCCGGAAUCUGCAAGGUGGUUACUUGGACAGGGAAGAACCGAAGAAGCAAAUAAGUUGAUCCGUAGAGCUGCAGCGAUCAAUAAAAAGAAAAUCCCAGAAAAUCUGCUGGACGAGGUAACUGGGGAACGAGAAUUCCAAAGUGGAGGAAUCAAAGCAAUUUUUACCUCAACAGUCCUGGUGAAAUAUUUAUUCAUUGUAUCCUUUGCUUGGUAAGUUUUAAGCACAUUUUGGAAUCUAGUCAUACAUUUAAUUCAAUACAUUUUUGUGUCAUUUUUGUGUUCUUGUGAUUUGAAGGUUUUCAUUAAAUCUAGGCUACUUCUGCCUCAUUCUGAAUGUGGGUAAGCUUGGUCUGAACAUCUUCCUGGUUCAGUUUCUGUUUGGGAUCACUGAGGUGCCAGCACAUUUCCUGUGUGUCUGGGUUCUGGAGUUGAUAGGGAGGAAAAAAUCCCUGAUAUCAACCCUCCUGACUGGCAGUUUCUUUUGCCUCCUAACCCUUGCUUGCCCUCGAGGUCAAUUUCCUGUCCUUCACAUUCGGUCCAUGAGGAUACAUCCAUCUGACUGUCAGUGGUUUAAUACACUCAACUUGCAUUUUAAUUCCAGACAGUGCUAUUGUCAUCACAGCCCUUAUAACCGCUGGAAAGUUCUUUUUGAACUGGGGCGGAUCCGUAUGCAUGGUCUAUAUUCAGGAGUUGUUUCCCACUUCUGUCAGGCAAACAGCCGUUGGCUUUGGCUCCAUAGCCUAUAGAUCAGCAGGCUUGCUGUCUCCGUUGCUCAACAUAUUGGCUGUGUACCACUGGUCCAUACCCAUCGUAGUCUUCAGCAGCCUGACGCUGAUCAGUGGAGCUCUUGUCUUCCUGCUUCCCGAGACGAGGAGAAAAGAGCUUCCUGAUUCAACUAUUGAGGCCGAGGGCCACAAGAACAUGACCAACGAGAACACAGGAAGUGACUCCAACAUGGUCGAACACAACAGCAAAAAAUCCACCAAACUCUAGUUGGAAUACCGUAUUUUUACAGAUGUUGUUGUUAUAGCAUGAGCUAGCUAUAUAAUGUUGAGUCGAAUAUUUUUAUUUGGACCCGACUUUGCUGUCAGUGUUGCUGAGUCACCCAGUGUGUUUGCUCAUGUACAGCGUCUGACUCAAUCAUGUGUCUUUAUUGCUGUCAUUUCUGUCUGUUGCUGUUUUACUGUUCUAGAAGUGGCCAGCUAAACGGCUGUUGUUAAGAAAAAUAGCUUAGCAAGAAGGAAUGAGGAACCCAGAUCAUGCACAGCAGCAAAAACAAAAACAAAAAUCACUAAGUUACAAAUUUACAUGUGAGCUAACAUGCAGUUGAGUUUCACAUUCAGCAGACAUGUGACCGACUACACCAGAAUGCAAUAUAUUGUUUUUCCAGUAGAAUAACUGUGUGUAAAGCUACAGCUACAUCAUAUCUCACCUGAGAUCAAAUCCCUCAGAGCAGUUUUUCUUUCUUUCUUUUUUUUUUUUACACAUGACCCCUUAGUACAAAGCAAAAUCGACUUUUGACCCUUUUACACAGGGUGUGUGAAUGUGAGAAGUUCAACUGAAAUGUAAUUUUCUCCUCAGACGGUUUCAUCUGAAUGUUUUGAAAGGCCUAGAGAUAACUGUAUUGUAUUUAACAUAGAGAGAUAAUAAAUAAAAUAGAAA